Molecule: messenger RNA, 4778 nt
Organism: Labeo rohita (rohu)
Lineage: Eukaryota; Metazoa; Chordata; Actinopteri; Cypriniformes; Cyprinidae
Gene: ddr1
Product: discoidin domain receptor tyrosine kinase 1
Exons: 19
Coding region: 441-3374 (977 amino acids)
Biological process (GO): protein phosphorylation; multicellular organism development; cell surface receptor protein tyrosine kinase signaling pathway
Cellular component (GO): membrane; signaling receptor complex
Molecular function (GO): ATP binding; protein tyrosine kinase collagen receptor activity; collagen binding
Source: RefSeq, a predicted model, not a curated record
UUUGCAAGCCCUGAGGGGAAGAGAAAGAGGUCUAAAAGCUAAGCGCUUAUGAGCGCGCAGAGAGAGAAGCACUGAUUGAGAAAUAAAUAAGGACGUCCGUGUCAUUUGCGCUCAUAGAGGAGUCGGAUCUUACAGAACAUUCCUACUUACAAACGUUUUCGAGCGUGGGACGUACAACUUGCCUUCUUUCAGAAACUUUCUGCCUUGGCUUUCUUGACUCGGUUUAUUUAUUUGUGCUUUUGUGGCUUUAAGCACAAAGUCAUAAGACUGUGCCAGACUAUAUUUACCUAGUAUAUAAACAACCUGCCAAAGUCAACAACUCGGAUUAAAAAGAAGCUCAGGCGACACAUUUGAAGACGUUUUCGCGUUCUGACAGACUUCUAGGUAUGUCUGUAGAAGAUAAUUCAACUCUGGCCAGGUAACCAGGUGUCAUUGUUGCUAUGGCAACACGGAUGCUGCCGUUGUUGCCUGCCUUCCUCACUGUCCUCCUCGUUUCCUGGACAGCGGCCCAGGACGUGGAUUGGCAUUUUGACUCUGCUAAAUGUCGCUACGCUCUGGGGAUGGAGGACGGCACCAUACCCGACUCUGACAUCACCGCAUCCACCGCCUGGUCCGACUCAACCGAGGCCAAACAUGGCAGGUUAAGUACUGGAGAAGGGGACGGGGCAUGGUGCCCAGCUGGUCCGGUGUUCCCUAGUGGCUCCGAGUACCUGCAGGUGGAUCUGCGCAAGCUUCAUUUCCUGUCUCUGGUGGGCACACAGGGUCGCCACGCAGACGGGCUCGGGCGGGAGUUUGCACGCAGUUACCGGCUGCGAUACUCUCGUGAUGGACGACACUGGAUGACGUGGAAGGACCGCUGGGGACAGGAGGUGGUGUCAGGGAAUGAAAACACAUAUGAUGUGGUCCUGAAAGACUUGGGCCCACCCAUCAUAGCACGGAUGGUGCGCUUCUACCCGCUGGCGGACCGUGUGAUGAGCGUGUGUCUAAGAGUUGAACUCUACGGUUGUGUUUGGAAGGACGGACUAAAGGCAUACACUGCUCCUGUUGGUCAUGUGAUGGACCUGUCAGGCACUCCUGUCUAUCUUAAUGACUCCAUCUAUGAUGGCAGUAAAGAGGGAGGGGCGAUGUUCGGAGGGUUGGGCCAGCUGUGUGAUGGUGUUUUAGGUGGGAAUGAUUUCAUGGAGAGUAAAGAACUGAGAGUGUGGCCGGGAUAUGAUUACGUAGGCUGGAAUCGAGAAACCUUGGGGCAGCCCACUGUUGACAUUGAGUUCCACUUCGAGAAAACACGGGUCUUUCACACCAUGCAGGUGCACAGUAAUCACAGACACACUCAGAACGUGCGGGUGUUCAACGAAGUGGUGUGUGAGUUUAAGGCCAGUCUGUUGAGCCCAUGGGCAGAGCCUGCGCUCAGUCUUCAAGUGCCGCUGUCUGACCUGCACGACCCUUCGUCCCGCACCAUCUCACUGCCACUUGGAGGACAACCGGCGCAAAUUCUCCGCUGCCGUUUUGCUUUCAGUGACCGCUGGCUCCUCAUCAGCGAGAUAAGCUUCUUCUCAAUGCCAUUUGAAGAUGGACCUAUCCUUCCUCCUCUGCCUUCCUCCAGCACUCGUCCUCUAAAUGCUACAUCUCCACACACCCCCAGCCCUACAAAUGGAACCAGCAGCCCCACCGACCUCUUCAUGACCAUUACUUCACUGCUGCCCAGCAGCAUACAAACAGAGUUCUCUGCUGUCACUCUGAGGGCGGGCUUACCUGUGGCCAAAGAUGACAGCAGCAACACGGCCAUCCUGAUUGGCUGCCUGGUUGGAAUUAUCCUGCUCCUAUUGGCUGUCAUAGCUGUCAUACUUUGGAGGCAAUACUGGAAGAAGCUACUUGGCAAGGCACAAGGCAGCCUCUCUAGCGACGAGCUGCGGGUUCAUCUUUCCGUUCCAUCGGACAACGUGGUGAUCAAUAACACUAACACCCACACAUACUCCAGUCGCUACCAGCGCAUACACACCUUCCCCGACGACCGGGACCGAGAGGGAGAAUACCAGGAGCCCAGCACCGUACUGCGGCCCCGAGAGCAACGAGACAGCACAGCACUGCUGUUAAACAACCCAGCAUAUCAUCUCCUCCUGUCUGACCAGACACAUGGCCCCAACAGGCUGACAAACUGCCACAGCCAGCAAGAAAAGCCCCAAAACCUGUCCCAGGCAUGUGCUAUUGAUAUGGUUGAUAAAGGCCUACCCAUUCAGGAGGGACCGCCUCCUUAUCCUGGAGCUCCGCCCCCUGGCCUGUCAGGGGCUCAUUAUGGAGAAGCAUCGGGAGGCGGGGGAAGUGUUCCUCAUUAUGCAGAAGCUGACAUCAUCAGUCUGCAAGGUGUCAGUGGUAACAAUACAUAUGCGGUUCCCGCCCUCUCAGCCACGCCCACUGAUUGUCCACCACUGCCUGAGUUGCCACGGGAACGACUUAUAUUCAAAGAAAAACUGGGAGAAGGACAAUUCGGAGAGGUUCAUUUGUGUGAGAUUGAAAAUCCCCAGGACCUUGCAAACCUCGAGUUCCCGUUUAAUGUCAGGAAAGGGCGCCCUCUGCUGGUGGCUGUGAAGAUUUUAAGGCCAGAUGCCUCUAAAAAUGCAAGGAAUGAUUUUCUGAAGGAGGUGAAGAUCUUAUCUCGCCUGAAGGAUCCGAACAUAAUCCGCCUGCUGGGUGUGUGUGUUAGCAGCGACCCAUUGUGUAUGGUCACAGAGUACAUGGAGAGCGGAGACCUCAAUCAGUACCUCUCCCAUAGAGUGUUGCUGGACAAGACCGGACCUUCACAUAAUACACCAACCAUCAGUUACCCAGCUUUGAUCUCCAUGGCGAGUCAGAUCGCUUCAGGAAUGAAGUUCUUGUCGUCUCUGAACUUUGUGCACCGAGACCUGGCCACGCGAAACUGCCUGGUGGGUGGAGAGAGGGUUGAGGGGGAGGAACGCGGCGGAGAGCGGCAGAUUAAGAUAGCUGAUUUUGGCAUGAGCAGGAACCUCUAUGCUGGAGAUUACUACAGGAUACAGGGACGAGCUGUGCUGCCUAUUCGCUGGAUGGCAUGGGAGUGCAUCCUCAUGGGGAAGUUCACUACAGCAAGUGACGUGUGGGCAUUUGGCGUGACUUUGUGGGAGAUGCUGAGUGUGUGUCAGGAGCAGCCGUACAGUCACAUGACCGACGAACAGGUCAUUGACAACGCAGGGGAGUUUUUCCGAGACCAGGGCAGACAGGUGUACCUGUCUCGCCCGGCUGUGUGCCCACAGGGUUUGUACGAGUUGAUGCUUAGCUGCUGGAACAGAGACUGUAAACUACGGCCCUCCUUUGCGUACAUUCACUCCUUUCUCACCGAAGACGCCAUGAACAUGGUUUAGAAAGCAACAGAGAUGAAAAGAGGAAGAUUGUAAGAAAGUAUGUGUGGACCACAGACUGGUGGUGUGUUUUUAAGCAGACACGGCUAAGCACUCUUAUGUAAAUUAGUGUAUUUUUGAUGGGUGGGUUGGGGCGAAUAAAAGCCGCAGGUUCGGUGUCCCAUAAAUGACCCACUUCUCACCCCUAAUCCUGAAAUCCUGAACUCUACAAGCAACAUUUUAUCCCCAAAUAAUUUUAACCCUCACUGUUCCCCCACUAUCAAUACUUGUCAAAUCAGUAUUUAGCUUCUCAGAGCACAGAUCUCCCAAAAUGCACCACAGAAAUUGCCUAAAACGUUAUUCUGCCUCAUAUUUUCUCUGUGAACCUGAAAAUGAAACCUCUUUGUAAAUGUUUCCUGCUGUAAAACUAAAGUAUUUUGUGUUCUGUGAGGUCCAAUGAUGAUGACUAAGCGCUGACGAUGAAAUAGCAUGGAAUUGAUUUUAGGAUAAAAUGUUGCUUGGCAUCUGAACCUGAAAUCCUGGUUCUCUAACCUGUAUCUUCAUUCCCUAAACACUGAAUAGAUCUCGAAACAUUAUCAUAGGAACUGGUGGAGGGUUUCGUAGCUAGAUGACAGGCAGCACAAAAGCACACGGCUCUACAAACUGUCCAUUUAGUCUUAGUUCUCUUGACAGAUAUGCGUACUAAAACAUACUAUAGCAAAAAUACAGAUUGUUUUUUCUACUUGCCUAUUAAGUGAAAAUAGUGAACAUUUCUUAAAUAGUAAAUACAGUCUAACUUUGCUAGCAUUCGUGGUCAUGUAGAGAAUCUAAGAACGUAUCUGCCCGUUUUUCAUGUCUUUUCUGUGGUGGAGGGUAAUUCAUCAUUAAGAUAUGCUCACAGAUACCUAAACAUUCAACGCUGAGUGGAACGUUUUCAUCUCAAUUAUAUGAAAUAGCCUUUUUUGAAUCAAUGUAAUGGCGAAAUCCCAUACAGGGGUAUCGUAACCAUUCUGACACAUUCACAAGUGAUUGGAAAACCAUUGAAAGUGUUGAUAAACGUCAAUAACGCUUUUGGUGUGCAUUCAGAAGGUUCUGUAAUUUUGUACAUCAAUAGCUGUUGUGUGAAGCACAGUUUUAUUACAUGAUAGUCAAAUUGAGUCAAAUUAGAGAAUGAAUAUUUGUGACUCCACCCCUGUCUGUCUGCACAGAAAUGGUCUUUGAAGAUGAAAAUUCUGUUAUUAAUUACUCACCCUCAUGUCGUUCCAAAUCCAUAAGACCUUCAUUCAUCUUCAGUACAUAAAUUAAGAUAUUUUGGAUGAAAUUCGAGAGCUUUCUGACCCGUUCAAGCACCCGAAAGGUCGUAAGAACAUUGUUAAAAUAGUCCAGUGGUUCAAACAGUGUUAUAAAGCUAUAAGAAUACUUUUUGUG